AAUUAACCAUAAGCGGCCGGGGCUGACCGGGAGGACUGAGCAUCGAGGAUCAGACAGCGGUGUAGAUGACAGCACCAGCAUCCCAUGACAAGGCCAGGACGGAGCUGGGUGCUGGGAUGGACAGUGAGUGACCUAUGUGGCGGAGAUGAAUUCCCAGAGGAUGAUCUACUGGCUGCGUUUGGGGGUCCUGUUUAUUCUGACCCUGGCUGUGAUAAAGUAUAUGCAUAAAAGCAGCCCCAACAGUUCCCCGCAGCCUUCAGGAACUGUUAAACAGAAGGCCAAGAAUGACUUUUUUUGGGGUGAGAAGGUGGAAGCCAGGGCAGACCCGGUCAUCAAAGAUCUACCGCCUGAGCCGCCCAAGGAGGAGUCGGCAGAAGCCGUGCCAAAGAAAACGUCAGAAGCAGGGAAGAGGGUACGCAAGGAUUUUAGUAAGGUGCAGAUGAAGCUGGUUCACCUCGACCUCAAGGGAGCUCCUCCGAAGAUUUCAUACUUUGAGCAGAUAUUUCCACUGUUCUCCAAGCUGGGGGCCAACGGACUACUCAUUGAAUAUGAGGACAUGUUUCCAUUCACCGGAGAGCUGGCGGUCCUCAAGUCUCCAUACGCUUAUAGUGAAGAGGACAUUGCAAAGAUCCUGCACCUUGCUGAGAGGAAUAAACUAGAAGUGGUUCCCCUCAUACAAACAUUUGGACAUAUGGAGUAUGUUCUGAAGCAUGACAAGUACAAGAGUCUGAGAGAGGUGGAGCGUUACCCCAACAGCCUGAACCCCCACUCUGCAGGGACUAUGGUCUUGCUGAAGAUGAUCUUGACUCAGGUUAUUGACAAGCAUCCAAUGAUCAACUGGAUCCACAUUGGAGCAGACGAGGUCUACCCUCUAGGGGAAGGACAGGAUUCCAAGUCCUGGCUGAACAACAACAAAGGAGACCUGGGGAAGAUGUUCCUGAACCAUGUGAAGAGCGUGGUGGACUUCCUGCACACUCAGUACCCUGAGAAGAGCCUGCUCAUGUGGGAUGACAUGCUUAGAAAGUUCAGUGUAGAAACCAUUGCAGCUGCCGGAAUUACGAAGUUUGUGUCUCCUGUCCUGUGGAUGUACCAUACAAACUUCAACAUGGCACAGACAGAAUCUUUUCUCUCCAAAUAUGAAAGCAGUGGAUUUUCCAAUAUUUGGUUUGCAAGUGCCUUUAAAGGGGCCUCCACUCCCAACCAGAUUUGGACCCCUAUGGAUUUGCACAUGAAGAACCACCAGCAGUGGAAGAAGGUCAUUGAUGGGAUGACCAAGUUCCCCAAACUCCAUUAUGGCGGCAUAGCGCUGACAGGGUGGCAAAGGUAUGACCAUUACUCUGUUCUGUGUGAGUUGCUUCCAGUCACCAUCCCGUCUUUGGCUGUUUGUCUGAAAACGCUAAAAUACGGUCAGUUCACUGAGGAAGCCAAAAAGCAGACCGCUCACAUACUGGGCUUCAGCAAAAUUGACGUAGAGAAGAGCACCUGUGAUGGAACCGGAGCUUUUCCAGGGGCUGAAAUUUACAGCUUGGUAAGAAAAAUCCACGUGGAUCUGAAGCAGAAGGUGCGGGAGAUCACGGAGGGUAAUAAUGAGAUCACUGCCUGGUUUUCUCAUUACCACCGAAAACACCAGUUUGGAAAUCCACAGAAAAUGGAGUCUUUCAGUGCCAAAAUCUUAAAAGCCAAUGAGGAGUGGGAGUCUCACAUACAAGCUCUCCGGACACAGCUGGAUUCCAUUUAUUUCCCAGACACGGUGGAGGAAUGGAUGGAAGAGAACGUCAACCCUAUCAUGGACCCUCUGAGAGAGAUGGCCAGGGACUUCCAGGAGAUCUUGCCACUAAACGCCCGACCCAAAGCCAUGCCAAAGAAACGAUGAGCGCCUAUCCUUGGAUGGAUGGAGAGUUCAGUACGCUGCUGAUGGAACUUUGGUCAGAUUUCAAAGCAGGGAAAAGAGUCAUGUUUUGGAGGAUACCAGAUCAGAAUGUUCCACAAAGAUCUGGUGCACUAGUGUACUCAACAGUGUGAGUAUGC
This is a messenger RNA of Nanorana parkeri, 2028 nucleotides long. RefSeq names its product hexosaminidase D-like. Lineage: Eukaryota; Metazoa; Chordata; Amphibia; Anura; Dicroglossidae. The record is from RefSeq and is a predicted model, not a curated record. The coding region runs from base 146 to 1873 and encodes 575 amino acids. The transcript has 14 exons. Gene Ontology annotation, biological process: carbohydrate metabolic process. Gene Ontology annotation, molecular function: hexosaminidase activity.